AGUAGUUUCCCUUAGUUAUAACUUCCUGUUUAUAAUCCUCAGAACGAGAAUUGAUAUAAUGGCUGACACCAGCUAAUAUUAUCCUCUUCAAUGGAUUUAUAAUUGUAUUAUAAAUGAGAGAGAAGGCAAUAUUGACUGUUAUGCCUUCGCUUAGAUAAAACACAUGCUAACAGUGGAUCGUAAACAUUUGUUAAUUCCAGAAAAUGGCAAUGGAAGCCGUGCAAUGUUUCCGAAGUCAGGUCGACCUAUUUUUAAAAGGUGACAACUUGUCGCGGAAAUUCCAUGAUCUGUUUGAGUACAAAGAUGCCGAUGCAUCAAAAAAAAAAUUGGAGAAGAAAAAGACCAAAAAGAAAAAAACCAAAUCUAAAGACAAGAAGCAAAAGGUUGAGCGUGAAAAGAGUCCAGAAGUCAAUGAAACCCAGCAGUCAGUGAUCACCACACAUGGGAACUCUUCACUGUUCACAGUCUAUUCCAAAGUCAGGCAGGCUGUGUUCACACAGGCCAUCCGUGAGGCCACCCGCCUAUACCACCUGGCCAACACGGCCACAGAUUCAGACAGUGACAGCGAUGAGGAUGGGGAAGAAAAGGGGAAAGAACAACAAAUUAAAAUACCAAAGAUUGUUGGACUGGGACUUAAUGGUGUGUUUGAGCUUGUUCGAGAAACACGCAGCCAGUACCCUGAGCUCUGUGUCAAGGCCUUGCGGUCUCUGCUGGACAUGUUGCAGGGGCAGCAACCAGAGGGCAUGAAGAAAGAACCUCCAGAUGUUGUUGAAAACUUGUUUUCACUGCUGAUGGAUUUGGCCAUAAACACAGAAGAUGGUGACAUGACAAAAGGAGGGCUCUCAAUGAGCUCUCUGGCCUGCUCAGCCCUCAUCAGUCUCACAAUAGCCCUUGGUGACACAGAGAAGCUCAUCAGAGCUGUCAGCAUAAUGCUCAUGUCCAGGUCAGGCCUGGAGCUACAGGACAUUCAGGUACCUGGCAUCCUAGCUUCCUUACAAAAGAGUGUUCAAGCCAUUUUAUUAGGCAAAGCACAGUUGCCAGAUUGGUUUAAUAAUGGUGUCAAAACAAAAUGCCAGUCACAGAUCUUUAAACUAGCCAAUGCUAAAGUUGGUGAAUGCCUUGUUGAAAACUCAGCCAUUGCCAGUGAUGGGCGAUUCUUGUACAUUUUAAAUAAAUAUGGUCUCUACAAAGUUGGCUCUGGCUAUGGGGGUACAAUAAAGGGAAAAUUAGAGAGCCAAAAACGAGAUUUUCCUGUACACAAAAACACUUUCCUGGCAUUCGCUGCUGGAAAGCUGUUGUGUAAAUGGGAUAGAGGAACCACCCCAAGCUUGUGUGUUAUCAACAGAACAACCCUGGCUCCAGAAAAUACAUUUGGCAUGGAUGGUCCUUUUGUCCCAUUCCCAGGUAACAGCUCAACACACAGUUUGCUCUUCAGUGAUGGAGAACACAUUGGCUACAUUGCACCAGCCAAAGAGGAGGAUAGUUUUGUGAUCCGCACAUUUAGCCCAGUCAGCAACCCACCAAUGUCACAAGUGAAUGAAGUUCCCCUGAAGCUAACAAGGAAAUGUAUGGAUGUGAUGGGAUCUACACCUUUCGAUUUUACCUAUGAAAAGCGGACAAUUGCAACUGGAUUUGAUGAAGAUGCACUUGUGAUUGUUUCUGGGAAAGAAUUUUCUCUGAUUAAAACAGUAACUGGCAAGGUCUUGUAUCAAGGCAAAGCUGUUUCGUUAGGCAUUAAACAAUCUAAUCAGUCACAGAGCAAAUGGGCUGAGCUGGCCAUCACAAAGUCACCAAAAAUGAACCAUAUUGCCCUGGGCCAUGAUGGCCUGCAUGCGCUGCUGGUUGCAGAAGAUGGGAGUGUGUAUUUUGUUGGCACGGCCAGAAGGGGCGAGGAUGGAGAUGCCAGUGCUGGCAAGGUCAGGAGACAGCCCAAACCAACCAAGCCCAAAAAGAUGGUCCGUCUUGAGUCCAAGUUUGUUGUGACAGCAUCCUGCAACAGUGGCACCAGUGCUUUAGUCACCAAAGAGGGAGAGCUCUACAUGUUUGGUAAAGACACCAACCACUCAGAUCAUGCUACUGGUCUGGUAACAGAGCUAAGAGAUGUCCACGUGGCCCAGGUCUGCCUCGGCAAGGCCCAUGCUGUUGUACUCACCACCAAAGGCCAGGUCUACACAUUUGGCAUCAACAACAAGGGCCAGUGUGGCAGGGAUUUCAGCUCACACGGAGCCACAAAAGACAAAUGGAUGUCCCACAUGUAUGGGGUGAGCAAGCGGAGGAGUAUGGGAGACAUUACAAUAGAUGAUGAUGAUGCUCAAAGUGAUUUGAGUCACAAUAUAACCAUGGCAGAGGAUGAAGAGGAGACAGAGCUAGAUGAUAACCUUUGCCCUCCAGGCAAACACAAAUGGGUGCAGGAGGUGUGCAUGAUCUGCUCAAUCUGUAAAGAGUGUACAGGCUAUGGUGUGAGCUGUGUCAACAGUGGACGCAAAGACAGGAACCCUGGAAUGCCCUGUGGAUGUGGUGCAGGUGACUCUGGUUGCUCUGAAUGUGGUGCCUGCCGUGUUUGCGCUGAGGAGAAGAUGGGCAUUAAUGAGCUUGAUGAGCGUGGGCUUCUGGAUGUCAUGCAACCCAGCAGGCUUAAGGAUGUUCUGGGAAAGAAAAAUGACAAGAUACAACUUCGACAAGCCCAGAAACUUGCCAGAGAGAAAAAGAACAGAGAGGGAUCCAAUGAAGCAGAAGCUGAAGUGACCAAGCUGGUCAGUCUCCCUCCUGCUGAGACAAUCAUUGAGGCUAGCAGUCCAGCAGUGCAGGUGGCAGUUGGUCUACACCACACACUUGUUCUACUACAAAAUGGAGAUGUUUAUGCCUUUGGCAGCAACAACAAUGGUCAACUAGGCCUGGGUGACACCAAAAUUAGAGGUCGUCCAACCAAAGUUCCCCUUCCUUCACCCGUAACUAUGGUAGCAGCAGGAAGUCACCACUCUGUUUUCCUUUUGUCCAAUGGCCAGAUCCUCACCUGUGGAGACCAUCAGAAAGGUGCUUUAGGUAGAAAUGGUCUGGAUGAGUCACCUGUGAAAAGCAAGAAUGGGCCGUGGUUCAGCAUUCCAGGUCCCGUCCCAGGUGUUGGUGCCAAGUAUGGCCGCAGGGCUACCUGGAUAGGUGCCAGUGGAGACCAGACUAUGAUGAGGAUAGACGAGUCUCUUAUCAAUGCUCACACCCUCAGUAGAUCAAAUAUCUUUGCCAGCAAGACUUGUAUAGGACUUAUCCCCAGGGGAGAAGACAAUGUGGGGCUGAUCAAAUGUCUGAUGAUCAGCAAAACAGAUGGCAACUGUAAGAGAAGGUUUUAUUUUUUCCGUUAUCGCAGCUUUACAGGGGAGGAGCAGGAGAACCUUAGCAACCAGGCUGUUUGUCUGGACCCCGUCUACGAUGUCCUAUGGGGGUACAAUCCCCGUACUCAAGAGAUCAGGUGCUACAAUGUUAUGAUUGGUGAGUCCCAGGACCUGAGAAAGGUGGACCCUGGCUACUGUGACAUCUUCUGUCCAGAGCUGGCUGUGCCCACACGCAUUGGAUGUCAGGCCACUCGCUCACAUUGUGCACUGCAUAUUUUGGGUUGUCUGGACACCUUGACCGUAGCCAAUCAUUUGAAGCUGCAUGUGGCUGAGGAGUCCAGAGAAAAGACAACAAUCAACAAGGUUUACAGUAAAGAGGAUUACACAGUAGUCAACAGAUUUGAGAGCCAUGGUGGAGGCUGGGGGUAUUCUGGCCACUCAGUUGAGGCCAUUAGAUUCAUGUGUGACACAGAUGUCCUAUUGGGAGGAUUUGGUCUGUUUGGGGGAAGGGGAGGCUACCUAGGUAGAAUCAAGCUUUAUGAGCUUGGUCUGGAAGGGGGAGAUAAUGAAGGGGAUGGAGAGCUUAUUGUUGAAACAGAGGAAACACAGUUUGUUUGUGGUGCAAGGGAAAAAUAUGCCAUGCUGUUUGAUGAGCCAGUUCCAAUCCAGGCUAACUUUUGGUAUGUGGCCUGGGCCAGGAUAUCAGGGCCAAGUUCUGAUUGUGGGGCCAACGGCUUGUCCACAGUACACACAGAUGACUCGGUGAUGUUUAAGUUUAAAAGCUCAAGAAAGUCAAACAAUGGAACAGAUGUCAAUGCUGGGCAGAUACCACAACUCUUGUACAAACUCCCGCCCAGAGAUAGCCCAACAGUGACAAGAAAGUCCGACCUAGUGGACACUGCCCACAUCCUCAGUACAGAGUUCUCACACACAGUAACACAGCAUAGUUUGGAUGCCCUACUCAAGCUGCUGGAGUACAGCUGGUCUGCCCUUCAUGCCACAGUCCCCACCUCAUCGGGCUUCAAGGGAGAGCAGGACGAGGUCCUGUCUGACCUACAGAGGAUUGUCUUCAUCUCCAGAGCUUGUCUGAGGCUUCUUAGGACUUAUGUGGCUGAUGUGUACCCAGAUGGAGCAGUGAUGAAAAAGAAGACACCACCAGAGUCCACCCAGCUGGCCGAGAGGGUAGGAGAUGCCCGCGACCUCCUGCGGCGGAUCCUGGCGGAGGAUCUCCACGUGGCCAAGUUCCGUGCCACCCUGACCGAGCACCAGGGCAUGAAGCAGUACAGGCAGAUGAGGGAGGAUGUGCUGAACGAGUGCCACGCCACCUUCAGGGCCUGCUUUCAUGCCUUCUACCCCACGGGUCACUUGAAGUGGUGGUGCCUCUGUGACCUACUGUGUCAGAUGGAGCCAAUUAUAGAGCGGCGAGUGACCUCACAACAGAACAGCCCCAAUGUGAUGGGCAUCAGCAGGCUGUUGGCUGCUGUCAUGGAGGCCAUGUGCCACCCCGCAGUCAAGCUGACGGCCAUCAUGCCCAUUAACUGCGAGCCUGAGACUGAGGCUGUGCUGAGGAGGCACAGCAUGAGCAUAGACGACAACACCAAUGCUAUGGCCAGGGUGGGGGAGAUGCACAGAUACCCCUUGCUGGCCACUCACAUGACUUGCAGAAUGGAGGAGGAUAGUCUCCCCUCUGGGUCACAUGUCACAUUCAAGGAUGUCCUUGACCGUCUGCUGAUGAUUGUGGCCAUCCCAGUGAGGCAGCUGUUAAACAAGGAGACCUCAUCUUUCCCACCCACCCUCAUCGCCAACACGUGUGCCCUGCUGACCACCAUCAUAGGAGAGCUGGCCGCCACUGCCAUGGGAUAUGAGACUGACAUCAACAUAUCGUCUCGCCCAAUGCUGGUGACACCCAACCGUUUCAUGAGGUGCAGCAACACCUCUCAGUGGAACACUGGCAAAGGUAGCCCUGAUGGCAUCGCCUUUUCUGUGGACAAGCCUGGUAUUGUCAUGGCUGGUGUUUGUGUCUAUGGUGGAUCUGGCACCUACGAGUAUGAAGUGGAAGUCUUAAAAGAGGAAGAAGUAACAGAGGGCCAGAAACAAAGUGCUAAACCUGAGUCUUGGACCAGCCUAGAGACAGUCAAGGGAACCUUCUCCCAGGAGGACUGUAUGAAUGACAUAGCUGAGAUCAAAUUUGACAGGCCCCUACCUCUAAAGGAAUCUCAAAAGUAUGCAGUACUAUUGAAAAACAAUGGCCAGAGAACAUUCCAUGGUGACAGUGGCAUCAACAAGGUGCGCUGCCCAGAUGGGACAGUUUUCACCUUCACCUCUUGUGUGCAGAGUAGUAAUGGCACCAAUAUCAUCAGGGGACAGAUACCUCAGAUUCUGUAUUACAGCACACCACAAGAAGGAGAAGCACAGACCCAAAGCAGUCGCCAUUUGAUGGAGUUACUGGCCAGGAGGAAUGCUAUAGACAUCUGUGGAGCCAUCAGUCACAUUGCUACAGAUCUGCUCCACAGGGCGCAAGCACAUGGCCAUAGCAUUGGAGAAAGUCUGGGCAUGUCACACCUGUUCUCUUCCCUGCUUCCUCUUGCCCUUGCCUAUGUUGGGCCAGUGGCUGUGCAGGAUCCAAGGGGUGCCGUCCAGGUUCUUUACCUUGUCCAAGAGAUUCUCCCAGCAGUGUCUGGUCUGACACGUCAGAUGGUACCUGCCCCACUGAGUGCCAGUGCCAACACCAGCAUGACGUCAAACUCCUUUUUCAAAGUGUCAUCUGCCCUUGACAGCAGCACCAGCAGCCUAUCCAGCCUUGCUGCAGGGGACGCAACCGCUGCCACAACAACCAGUCAGCAUUAUGCUAUUGUUGAGAGUGACCACCCUUACAAACCUGCCAACGUUGUCAAUUACAGGGUGGAGUUCCCCUCAGUUGUGAAGUGGAUGGUCAUUGAGUUUGACCCCCAGUGUGCCACCGGCCAGCCAGAGGACUCCCUGCAGCUGUACAUCCCAGCUUACAACUGCCAGAGCAGGUCCAACCAGGGCCAGGCUUGCAAGAUCAUCACCACCACCACCUCCACCUCUGACCUUGACCCCAACCUGACCUUCUGGCCUGUGCUCAAGAGGUUGUAUGGGACCACAGAAUGGCCAAAGUCAGCCGUCUUGUUGCCAGGCCAUGAAGUAAUUUUUUCACUGGAGACAGCCUCAGACUAUGUCAAAGAUGAGAAGGCAUCAUUUUAUGGCUUCAAGUGUUCCAUUGUUGGCUAUGAGUGGAGCGCUAAGCCAGAGGAGAGCAUCCUUCUGUUGGAGAGAGAACUUGCCUACUUGGGUGGUAUGUGCUGCUCAGCCUUGAUGAAGAAAGACAUUCAGCUGCCUUCAGCAACCAUGGAAGAAGUCGAUGAGGACAUGGAGAUCAUUGAAGAGGGAGCAAGGAUAGUGUUUGAGAACCACUCCAGCCUCCUGGAGAAAGGGUUUGCCCUCUCCCAGCCCCCCACCAUCUACCAGGCUCUAGAGGGCAACCUCCCACUGUGCUGGCAGUCCAAUGAGCACAGUUUCCUCAAAGACUUUGUUCUCUGCACCCCAGGCACCAGUGGUGGGAGACUGGCCAGGUGGCUCCAGCCAGAUUCCUACCUGGACCCAAAGCAGUGUGAGAUAGAGUGUAACAGAGAGGACCUCAAGUGUAGCUGGCCCACCUGUGUCACUGUCUAUACCAAGGACCAGUAUGGUCAGCUGGUCAAUGUGCCCAACCUCAAGAUGGAGGUCCGAGCCAUCCCAAUAGACCAGCAGGAAAUGGGAGAUGACCUGAAAAAAAUGAGAAAGACCAAUAGCCGUGCCAGUGAGGCUUUUGAUAUGACCUUUGGGGGUCACCCACCCCCUCUACUUGACACACCCUAUGAGCCUGUGCUGAAAGAGAAAAAAGACCUGUUUCAUUCUAUCACAAUGAUAAAGGCCUAUGAGAACUAUUCCUUUGAAGAGCUGCGCCUAGCAUCACCCGCUAUUCCUAGACCGAGUGAGAACAUGCUUGUGAGGGCCAACAAAGAUGGGACGUACACAGCCAACUGGACCCCUGGAUCUGUUGGCUACUACAACAUCAUCAUUGUCAUUGAUGGUGUACAGUCAGGUGAUGGUUUCAAGGUUGAGGUGAAGGAACCCCCACAAGGUGCUCCCCCACCUGCCUUGGUGAAAAAAACACAGCCUGCAAGAGUGAGAAGAUUUGUUGCCAAAUACAGUGCAGGUCUAAGGGUGAGAAUCAGCCCAACCUUGCAGAGUGAGCAAAUUGGAGUUGUUCCCCCAAACUGUAUGAUCUCUUAUGUAGAUGAGACAACCAAUGAUGAUGGUAUGUGGCUAAGACUCUCCAGAGCGUCCCUAGCUGAGUACUGCAUACCAGACGAUGGCGGCAAUGGGCGGCUGGAGGGCUGGUGUCUCCAGUACAACCAGCACCUGGGGAAGACCCUCCUGGUGCCUGUGGAGGUGCCGAAGCCAGUGCUGCCCCCACGCAACCCCAGGCACCACCCAGCCGGGGCAGCGGCGGCCGGGGCAGAGAUGGGCAGGAGGGAGAGGAGGUUUAACAGUCAGGCAGGAGGGGCGAGUCUUUUCAUGGGGCUCAGUGCCUUAAACAAAGGGCCUGGAACAUACAUGGUCAUCAAAUGUGGGUCAUCGGGUCACAACAUUAGAGCCAGGCCCAGCCUGAAGGCGCCACCUAUUGGCAUGAUCACUAAAGGGAAGAAAAUCAAGGCUGUGGAAGAUACCAUAAACAGUGAUGGGAUCUGGAUACGACUGUCUGAGGAAUCAGCAGCCAAGUAUUGCCACUCAUCCUUGGCAUCAGAGGCGUGGUCACUGGUAUCUGGGGUGGACAAAUCCCAGUACAUGCAACAUGAGUCAGAGUUUCCCUUUGGCAGCAGGGGCAGCGACCCCUUUGCCUUCAGGAGCCUGCCACCACAACAGGGGUUCCAGUUUGCCAUGAAAGCGGCUCAGUUUGCCAGCAAUUUCCCUGGGUUUUUCCCCCCUGAAGAAGCUUUUCUGUCAAAAAUUUCAGCUUUUGGUAAGAGCAAAAGUAUGCCAGCAUCAGCAUUCAAUUUUGGUGGAAUAACAGGUUUCCAACCCAAGGUACCACUGCCAAGAUUUGGAGAACCCCCACCCUCUGCUGAGGAGGAGUACCCCACACUUGGUUUCUCCCUGCCCCCACCCCCUCUCACAGUCACCAACUACAAUGACAUCAUUGAUGACCAGGAUCUGACCUUAGAUGAUGCAAUUUUGGCUGACAGGAUCCUUAGGUCAAGACAGAGAUCUGGUUCGAACCCAAACCCUUUCAUGUCAGUCCCACCACUGCCAUCACAACACCAGAGGUCCAUAUCCCUGCGGAAAGGUUCAGAGCCCUGCAUUGGACGUCUGACCCUCCAGGACAACAAGGACAUCCCUCCUGAGCUUCAAGGAGUGCCAGUCAAUGAGCUCGUUAAAGCUCUAGGAGAAUCAAGAGCCAAUGGGAAUGGCCCAACUCCACAGCCUUCACCACCUGGUUCACCUAAAACAGGUUCUAGAGAGGGGAGUCCUAAGUCUGUUGCUGACAGAGCUAGGGAAUCAUCUGCCCCUAAAGAAGAACUUUACAAAACACCACCCAGCAGCCCAGUCCCGUCUAGAAAUAUUCGGGCCCCUCUAACCAAAGUGAACUCGUUUGAAAAAUCUGCCACGCCCACCCCUCCAGCCACACCCUCGACUGAGAGAUCUGACAAGGUGGGCAGCACAAAACCCCAGGUGAAGCUCACAGACAGGAAGGCUUUAGACGCUGAAGAUCUGAAGUCCAAGCUGUCACCAGAGGUGGAGAAAACAAAAGACACGAAGUCAGACACGUCUGGCAAACCAGAAACAGAUAAAGGACACUGCCAUGUGACAUUCUCACCUGUCCUGGAGAAGGGUCCAGGCAUUUCAACACUCUCAUCCACAAAACAACCAGGUGCGGCCCCACCUAAGGCAGCUGAGGCUCCAGACAGCAAGCAGGUAGACACUGGAGAUAAGAGAGUCGUCAAGCCUGACUUGUCAGUGGCUGGCAAGAAAGACAGCCCUGCGUCAGCCAGCAUUAGUGGCCCUGCAUCAGUCAGCACUAGCAGCCCUGCGGCUGUAUCAUCUACCUCUGGAAAAAAGGACAGCCCUGCUAUCACAAGCAGCAAGAAAGACAGCCCUGUGGCGGUUGUAGCCCCAACAGUCAAGUCGUCCUCAACAACAGCAAUCAGAGAGACACCAGAAAACAGUACCGCUGGAGUGGGCUUGUCUGGUGGGCUUCCAGUGGGUGGAGCUAGAUCCCGCUACAAAUCCCCACCUUUUAGAAAUGACAGUUCCUCCCCUGCCAUUGAUGUUGUUGAUAUUGGCAUUGUUGGUGCAAGUGGUGGCAGUGGUGGCCCAGCACUGGUUGGGGCAUCAGCAGCUGCUGCAGCUAGUGGCAGCUCUAGAAAAUCUGGCAUGUUUACCAUUGGUACUGCCUCGCCCAAAGAUGAGCAAAGACUAUCUCCCAAAACUGCACGGAAAGAUCGUAGUCGCUUGAGCCGGGCAAAGCGUGAGCGUGCAUCCUCCCCUUCACUACAGGAGAUCACACCCCUACAGCGCAGCCGCUCUUCUUCAGCUUCUAAGAUAUUAGAUCGUCGAGGUGUGACUGUUAAAGAGGCCCUAUCACCAGCAGCUGCAGAGUGUUUGAGGGCAGUGUUUGCUGCCUUCAUGUGGCACGAGGGCAUUGUUCAUGAUGCCAUGGCAUGUGCCUCCUUCCUAAAAUUCCAUCCAGAUCUUACUAAAGAGAUGUCAAAGUUUAUUAAGGAGAAAAAACACCAGUCUAGUGUGGAACCAAAGAGACAGCGCCACGCGACAGAGUCAAGCAAGGACAAGUCCCACAGGAGGAAGGACAACAUCAAUGAGAGCAGGGUGCGCUUCAACCUUGAACCCCAGUACUCUGAUGCUGACAAAGAUUACCCAGAUGAUGGCAGGCCGAGGUCAGCCUCGUCUAGAGCCAGUGUAAGCACCAACAUGGAAGUGCCUUUGAAGUCUCUCAUCUGUGAGACCAAAUCAGACGCAGCUGUAGACAGCAUCUACGGUUAUGGUGGAGCCAUCAAGAAGCAAGUGGAGAGACACAAGUCUGAGGGAGGGACAGCCAAGUUUCAGGAGGUGAUUGCCACAAUGGCUGCCAGCCAUAACAAAGGAGAGAAGGAAACACAGCUUCCAAAAACACUUCAACACCUGGUCCAUUUCUGGGAGGAGCUGUCUGAGUCAGUCAUUGUUGUCAUGAACAAGGAAACUGUCCCACCUAGUCCGGCAAUGGCCGCCAGGAUAAAGCAGCAUGAGAGAAGGGAGAAGGACAAAGACAAGGAGAAGAAGAUGAAGAAGAGGAAAGGUGCCAAGCCUGUACCACUGCCCAUAAUGGAAGGGGCUGGAGUCAAUGUCAUUUAUAAUCUGAUCCCAGCUGGUCUGGGAAACAUUGCUGUCAGAGCUCAGGGCUUGUUCGGGGAGGCUGUGGUUCGGAUGUUCCGUCCUCCAGGUGGAGGGGGCGGGGACAUAGGAGCCGCAGCCGCCGCAGCUGCUGUGAUUGGAGGAGAGGACACGUUCUGUGAGCUGUGUCAGGGUAUGUUUCCUCACCCUGUCACCUAUCACAUGCGCCAGGCACACCCGGGUUGUGGCAAACAUGCCAGCGGCAAGGGCUACAACUCCAGCGGGAUGUUUGGCGGCGGCUGGGCCGGCAACUGCGGAGAAGGAGGCAUCGGCGAGUGCUCCUGGUACCUGAUGUGUGAGCGCUGCCGGGACAAGUACAUCAAGGACAGGAAGUCAAACAAGGACAAAGGACGCAAGGGGAAGAAGAAGAGCUCCUUCUCCAGCGCGAGCAAGCAGCAGAGCUUCUUGUCUCCCUUGGAGGCUCACCACAUCCUCAAGAACAAUGCUCAAUUCUUGCUAGAGCUGGCCAGCGCCUCUGGUCUCAGCCUGCCCAAGCACACAAAGACUCGCCCGUUGUCGCUUCCCAGAAGCGACAUUCACUUGCCGAGUGUCAGUGAAAUCGGGUCCGACCCAGACCCGUUCCCCCCUGUGCCAUUCCAGUAUUUAAAUCUCCACAACGCAGGGAACUCAGACUCUGCCUUUGCUGAGGAUUUUUUUGUUGAUGAGGAGAGGGUGUUUGUCAGGUCUGGCUCCAUGAGCAUUACCUCACACCACAAGUCCAACUUGCCGCUGCAGAGGCCGCGCCUGCCCACUGAACCCAGGCACAGUCCGCUGGCCAGGUCAGGGUCACUGGGGCAAGAUACCAGACCAUUUUCACAGCUGUUGCCAGUAUUAAAACAUGAGAACACCAGGGCUAUGCUAGAGAAGCAGCCAAUGACUAAAAGCGCAGGGACUAGUCCAGAGAAUGAGCAGGACACCCACAAAAAGGCCUUCCAUCGGAGUGUGUCUGAGUAUGUGACGGAGAAUGAAACGGACGAAAAUGAUUUCAUUUUCUCCAGGGCUGUGUCUGUGUCGUCUAGGAGGAGAAAUAACAGCGGCAGUGUCACAGACGGAGGCAUAUCCCUAUUGAAGCACCCAUCAGCUGCCAUGACUAGGCUGAUAUCAGCUGUAGAGAAAAGGAAUGGCGGCCGCACACAACAGAGGCCUGUGAUGGAGUUCAUAGUUCAACGCCAUGACCUGGAGGGGCUGCAGCUAGCCAUGAAGCAAGCACUGAGGAAAGCCAUGUGUCGAGUGUUUGCUCUACAGGCGAUGAACUGGCUGUUGCGCAGUGUGGUGCAGCAGGUUUGUUUACAUGACCUGCUCUGGUUCUUUGUUGACUCCCUGGUCCCUCCCACUGACGAGGAGGCUGAAGGUGCUGAGGAGGAGGGGGAGGAGGGCAAGGUCAAGGUGGUCAAGAAGGACCUGGAGGAUGUACCACUGUGUGACCAUCCCUUGUCUGACAUCAUUGUGGCUGGUAGAGCAGCUGCCCAGCUGCCAGAGACCUUCCACAACCUGCUGCAGACCAUCAGUGAUGUCAUGAUGUUGCUGCCCAUGGGAUCUGCCCUUCAGCAAAUGGCAGUGCGGUGCUACUGCCUCCAGUUCAUGCAGUCAGACCACCAGUUUCUUCACGAAUCUCACGUCUUCAGUAAUCUCAGCCGCAUCCUCAGCAAGUCAGAGGAGGAGCCCGAGGAGGGUGUACUAGACUCCUCAAUGAUAAGAAGAGCCAUGUCUGUUUGUGACUCGGUCUCACACAAAGUCCUGUGUCUGAAGGACUUGACCCAUAUGGCUGACCUAAAGGCAUCCAGUAGACAGGCUAUGAUAGGAAGUUUAACAGACAAUUCAACCGAGACAUUCUGGGAGAGUGGAGAUGAGGACAGGAACAAGAUGAAAGUCCUGACCAUAACUUGCUCAAGUAAAACAGUUCCAUAUGUGGUCUACGUUCAUGUUGACAACAUCAGGGAUAUUGGGAAUAAAGUCUCCAGUGUGACCUUCAAUGCUGGCACAUCUGCUGAUGACCUCAAGAAAAUCAAACACGUAGAGAUAGAUGUCCGACAUUGCGGAUGGAUUAACUGCCAACUUCCAACAUCCACCAAUGCUCCAGCACGUCACCUGACACUUGAGCUCAAGGGAGCUGACCAGAGCCUGCGUCUAAGGCAGCUUAAGAUCCUGGGCUCUAUAGACAAUGAAGAGACAGAGCUGGAGGUGAAGAAAGGAGCAGCUCAGAUCCAGCAGGACAACUGUGAGGCUGAGACUCUCAAAGUCUUUAGAAUUCUCACCUCUCAGGUGUUUGGUAAACUUGUGACAAGUCCUGAAGACAGUGAAACAGAGGAGGACAAGCGUGAGGACAAGGCUGACGGGGACAACGACCUCAAGGAGCACAUGGUCAGCAUUCUAUUCAGUCGCAGCAAGCUAUCGCAUAUGCAGAAACAGGUGUGCAACCACAUAGUCCAGGGCAUAAAGAAAGAGGCCUGCAAGAUGAAAGAAGAGUGGGCGCAUGCCCUGUUGCAGCCUGCCGCCACUGAGGAAAUCCACGGGUCUGAUGUCUACUGCUUCGAGCUGGUCUCCAUGGUGGUGGCCCUCAGCGGCUCCAGCGUGGGCAGGAAGUACCUGGCUCAACAACAGGACUUGAUCUAUGACCUGUUUAGUUUGUUACACACUUCCACACCUAGGAUUCAAAGACAGAUCACUAUAAUCUUCCGAAGAGUUUUACCUUGGGUGAAGCCCCAGGUUCUGGCACCUAUCCUGUCCAUCCCCUGCCUGCCCCCACCUGACUACAACAUUGUCGGGGAGUCCGAGGGGGACUCUGACUUUGACCCGGACGUGCCUGGGAUCCUGGAUGUUUUCCUGGCCUGUGUGGCCAAGUCCCUGAAUGUUCAGAUGAAGAUAAAAAGUUCCGGGCCGUCCAAGGUGUGCACCACACUGACCAUGUCCCAGUGUCUUGAGGACUCGGCCAAAUCUGCCCGCUGGUGGAUGAGAGGUAAAAUGGACACAGGUCUGGCUGCAAGCAUCAUGGAACUGGUCAAGGAUAUGGCUGCUGGAAAGUUAUCUGAAGCCUGGGCUAUCAACACAAAAGCUGCCAUAGCUGAAGCAAUCUUGAAUAUGACAAAACUCAAUGAGAGCCACAGGGAUCCUCAAGUUUGUGUUAAAACUCCUACGUUGUGGCUGGCCCUGGCUUCAUUGUGUGUACUGGACCAAGAUCAUGUGGACAGGCUGUCCUCUGGAGAGUGGGUGUCCAGUCCUGACCAUCAACACGGACAACCAAGGCCAACCUGUGACAACCAUGAUGACAGUGUCACCCCUGCUGUCAUCUUGUGCACUGACUGUGGCAACUUGUGUGCUGAGUGUGACCGGUACCUCCACCUGCCCAGGCGCAUGCGGGGACACCAGAGACAGGUGUUCAAAGAAGAGGAGGAAGCUAUUAAAGUGGACCUGCAUGAAGGGUGUGGCCGCAUCAAGCUGUUUUGGAUUAUGUCCCUUGUUGAUUCUAGGACAUUCAAAGCUUUGGUGGAAUUCAGAGAAGGUAAAGCUUCCAAUGCCACUGUUGGGCCUGGUACCUGCCGCUUCUGUGGACGGACCAGUAACACAGGUUUACUGGCCAUAGGCAACGUCUGCUCUGAUCCUGACUGUCAGGAGUUCUCUAAAAAUGCUUGCACCAAAAUUCUUCCAUGUGGCCACCUGUGUGGAGGUAUAGCUGGGGAGGAUCCUUGCCUCCCUUGUCUACACAGGUGCCGUCCUGCUGACCAGGAGCAGCUGAAGCAGGAUGCUGAUGACAUGUGCAUGAUCUGCUUCACUGAGGCCCUGUCUGCAGCUCCUGCCAUUAGGCUCUCCUGUUCCCAUCUGUUCCACCUGCACUGCACCAAGAUCAUACUCAGCAAGCGCUACAUUGGUGCCCGCAUCACCUUUGGGUUCUCACUCUGUCCUAUCUGCAAGACUACAAUAGAUCACACAGCAUUGAAAGUUCUGCUGGAGCCUAUCAGAGCUUUGAAAGAAGAUGUGAAACGUAAAGCAUUGAUGAGGCUGGAGUACGAGGGCUUGGACAAGGCCGAGGCUAUAACCACACCUGGUGCCAGGUUUUACCAAGACCCAGCAGGUUUUGCCAUGGACAGAUAUGCUUAUUAUGUCUGCUUUAAAUGUAACAAGGCAUAUUAUGGUGGUGAGGCCCGGUGUGAUGAAGCCAUUGGUGGUGGUGAUGACUUUGACCCAUCUGAGCUGGUGUGUGGCGCCUGCUCUGAUGUGUCCCGGGCCCAGAUGUGUGCCAAGCACGGAGCCGACUUCCUGGAGUACAAGUGUCGCUACUGCUGCUCUGUGGCUGUGUUCUUCUGCUUUGGCACAACACACUUUUGUAACCCCUGCCAUGAAGAGUUCCAGAGAGUGACAGCCAUCCCUAAAAAGGACUUGCCACAUUGCCCAGCUGGUCCGAAAGGAUUACAGAUGGAAGGUGAAGAAUGUCCCCUGCAUGUGGUGCACCCCCCUACAGGAGAGGAGUUUGCUUUGGGGUGUGGAGUAUGCAGAAACGCACACACAUUUUAAAAUCCCUGUGCAACAUCGACAUUAACAUUUCCUGUCAAAACAUACGGAAGGAUCAUGGGAAAUUUUAGUUUGUGCUGGUAAAUGACAUUUAUGAAUGGAGUAAGAGACAAACUACCUACAUGACGAGGAUUAAGAAAAAUGAAUGAAUCCAGAGAACAUACAGACUCGACGGACAACUCAUGAUAAAAUAACCAGCCAGUAAGACAAGCCCAGACAGUCCAAACAAACUGGUGUUGAUAUCUGAUACCAUCCAGUGAUUUUAAAAUUGUACACAGAUUUACCAGACCUGUAAACAUUUUUAACUUCCAUACUGGUGAGUCAUAUAAAUAAAAGGCGUGGAUAACUUCCGUUCCCAUCGUUGGGGUCAUUUUUUUUGUAUUUAAAUCUAAAUCAUGCUCAUUUAAUCCGACUUGCCUCGUUUUUUUUUAUUGGUUUCAACUUAAAUUUCUGUUCAUUAUCUCUUUAAAUAUUGUUUAGUUCUAUGUUUUGAGCUUUGCAUUUAGAUCAGCCAGAAGCUAGAACUCAUAGUGAGUCAAGAGAGUUAAGUGUGUUCACUUCAACACAGUUCACUUGUUUUUCCAAACAUGUCAGAUUUUUGUCUAUUUUUUUUUUGAGGUGAAAUUAUGCAUUGUGUGUUCACCAUGCAAAAUAUUAUUUUUUGUAUCAUACCCUCAAUGUAUUUUGUAAAGGGGAGUUGUUUGUAAAUAUACAGUAAAAGAUAUUCUGUUUUUGGCUUAUUUGCGGAUAUAAUUUCCUUUUUUUUUUUUGGUUUACCAUUUCAUAAUUCUUGCCAGGAUGUAUUUUACAAGUUGGUGUUAAAAUCCUUGCAUCUAUAAUCAUAAUUGUUGUUAAACCUUGCUGGUUAAUAUUUUGUUUAUUCUUAUUCCAUUGGAGAUUUUUUUUU
Messenger RNA from Physella acuta, 16191 nucleotides. Its product is annotated as E3 ubiquitin-protein ligase MYCBP2. Gene Ontology annotation, molecular function: ubiquitin protein ligase activity. Gene Ontology annotation, cellular component: plasma membrane; nucleus. Gene Ontology annotation, biological process: axon guidance; regulation of synaptic assembly at neuromuscular junction. Lineage: Eukaryota; Metazoa; Mollusca; Gastropoda; Physidae. The record is from RefSeq and is a predicted model, not a curated record.